Molecule: messenger RNA, 2404 nt
Organism: Pyricularia grisea
Lineage: Eukaryota; Fungi; Ascomycota; Sordariomycetes; Magnaporthales; Pyriculariaceae
Exons: 4
Coding region: 414-2042 (542 amino acids)
Biological process (GO): glyoxylate cycle
Cellular component (GO): peroxisomal matrix; cytoplasm
Molecular function (GO): malate synthase activity
Source: RefSeq, a predicted model, not a curated record
CUCUGCACUGGUCCAGCGGCAUCGUUGCAACUCUCGGCUUUAGGUCCUGAGGCAAAACAACUCCGCUUGCUUUCUCCUCAUUGCCCACCUGCGGGAGGGAGCUAGGUUGUUCGGAUUCCGCGGUAUAAGCUAUAGCUCCAUAUUUACUUUUCCUCUUGAGCUUGUUGUUGUCCACCUCUCUUCACUGCUUCACGAACCCAUCCAUCUACAUAUUUGCAGACUUGGAUGGUUGACACUACCUUUAUUUUGUAGCUGUCGUCAUUUCCAACAAGAAUAAAAAAAGAAUACAUUUUUGUCAUUACCACUCAUUAGAAUUUCCGUAGUAGUCUCGGGAAUUCUCCAGACAUUGCAACUCUACAUAACUUCACACAGGGAUCCCCACCAUCGAACAAGACAACAGCACAUCGCCCACCAUGGCUUCCACAGAGUCCAUACUCCAGGGCGUCAACGUCCUGGGCACGGUCAAUGAGUCCCAGCGCAAGAUUCUGACACCGCAUGCCCUGGCGUUCCUCGCAUUGCUUCACCGCUCCUUCAAUGAGCGCCGCAAGCAGCUGUUGGAGCGCCGGAAGCUACGCCAGGCUGAGAUCGACAAGGGUGUUCUCCCAGACUUCUUGCCCGAGACCAGGCAUAUUCGAGAGAACUCGACCUGGAAGGGAGCUGCGCCAGCGCCGGGCCUGGUUGAUCGCCGUGUCGAGAUCACAGGCCCGACGGACCGGAAGAUGGUCGUCAACGCGCUCAACUCAGAUGUGUGGACGUACAUGGCUGACUUUGAGGACUCCAGCGCCCCUACAUGGGACAAUAUGAUCAACGGACAAGUGAACUUGUACGACGCCGUUCGUCGGCAGGUCGACUUCAAGCAGGGCAGUAAGGAGUACAAGCUGCGGACUGACAGGACUUUACCAACGCUUAUCGUGAGGCCCCGUGGGUGGCACCUCGAGGAAAAGCAUGUGACGGUCGAUGGGGAGCCCAUCAGUGGAUCGCUUUUCGACUUUGGGCUUUACUUUUUCCACAACGCACAUGAGGCAGUUAAGCGCGGCUUCGGUCCAUACUUCUACCUGCCAAAGAUGGAGUCACACCUGGAGGCUCGGCUGUGGAACGAUGCUUUCAACCUCGGUCAGGACUACAUUGGCAUGUCCCGUGGUACGAUCCGUGGCACAGUGCUUAUCGAGACGAUCCUGGCUGCAUUCGAGAUGGACGAGAUCAUCUACGAGUUGCGCGACCACAGCUCCGGUCUCAACUGCGGCCGAUGGGACUACAUCUUUAGCACCAUCAAGAAGUUCCGCCAGCACCCCAACUUUGUACUGCCGGAUCGCUCGGCUGUCACCAUGACGGUGCCUUUCAUGGACGCCUAUGUCAAGCUGCUGAUUCAGACUUGCCACAAGCGCGGCGUUCACGCCAUGGGUGGCAUGGCGGCCCAGAUCCCCAUCAAGGACGACAAGGAGGCUAACGACCGCGCCAUGGAUGGUGUUCGGGCUGAUAAGCUGCGCGAGGUACGCGCGGGCCACGACGGCACUUGGGUUGCCCACCCUGCCCUUGCGGGCAUCGCAUCAGACAUCUUCAACAAGCACAUGCCAACGCCCAACCAGCUGUUUGUGCGGCGCGAGGACGUACAGAUCACAGCCAUGGAUCUUCUUAACAUGAAUGUGCCGGGCAAAAUCACCGAGGAUGGAAUUCGGAAAAACCUGUACAUUGGCCUCGGUUACAUGGAGGCCUGGAUCCGAGGCGUCGGCUGUGUACCCAUCAACUAUUUGAUGGAGGACGCCGCGACUGCCGAGGUAUCCCGCAGCCAGUUGUGGCAGUGGGUCAAACAUGGCGUGAGCACCGCAGAGGGCAAGAAGGUUGACAAGUCAUAUGCGCUCCGCCUCUUGCGUGAGGAGGCAGACAAGAUGGCCAAGUCAUUACCUGCCGGCAACAAGAUGCAGCUGGCUUCAAAGUACUUUGCCACCCAGGUUACUGGCGAGGACUAUGCCGACUUUUUGACAACGCUUUUGUAUAACGAAAUCACGACACCCGGAAGUGCCAGGCCCGCUUCGAAACUGUAAUUUUAUCAACUGCUUUUUCUUCUUCUCCUAGCUGGGAAGGAAAGGAUUUCAGGCUUGGGAUUUAUUUUUGUGAUGUAUGAAAGAUUUAUCCGUAUGAUGUUUUGAAUCAAGAAUCAAGAAUCAACUAAAAAGAACGAAGACUUUUUGUCUGGAAUAUUCCAAACUGCGCGCACAUUGAAAAGGCAUUUGUACAAACGCAGUAUAGAGAAUGAUUCUCCUCAAGACAGGUAGUGUAUUUUGGUAUUUGCCAAGAUUUAGCGUCACAGAAACCACACGUGUUACUAUACGCUCAAGAUAGUAAGCGAGCCAGCAAGUAGGAAUUGAAUUAAAGCUUUCGACUAUACCGUAAGCAUAAAUUGCAG